Elephantulus edwardii (Cape elephant shrew) is the source of this 2559-nucleotide messenger RNA. It is a transcript of the gene LONP2, whose product is annotated as lon peptidase 2, peroxisomal. Gene Ontology annotation, cellular component: peroxisomal matrix. The transcript is spliced from 15 exons. Bases 1 to 2559 code for a protein of 852 amino acids. Gene Ontology annotation, molecular function: ATP-dependent peptidase activity; ATP hydrolysis activity; serine-type endopeptidase activity. NCBI's taxonomy places the organism in Eukaryota, Metazoa, Chordata, Mammalia, Macroscelidea, Macroscelididae. The record is from RefSeq and is a predicted model, not a curated record. Gene Ontology annotation, biological process: protein targeting to peroxisome; protein catabolic process; protein quality control for misfolded or incompletely synthesized proteins.
AUGUCGUCGGUGAGCCCCAUCCAGAUCCCCCGUCGCCUGCCGUUGCUGCUCACCCAUGAGGGCGUGCUGUUGCCGGGCUCCACCAUGCGCACCAGCGUGGACUCGGCCCGGAACCUGCAGCUGGUGCGGAGCCGCCUGCUCAAGGGCACGUCCCUGCAGAGCACCAUCCUUGGGGUCAUCCCCAACACGCCCGACCCGCCCAGCGACGCGCAGGACCUGCCGGCCCUGCACAGGAUUGGGACGGCUGCAUUGGCAGUUCAGGUCGUGGGUAGUAAUUGGCCCAAGCCCCACUAUACUUUGCUGAUCACCGGCCUGUGCCGUUUCCAGAUCGUACAGGUCUUGAAAGAGAAGCCAUAUCCUGUUGCUGAAGUGGAGCAGUUGGACCGACUGGAGGACUUCCCCAGCGCCUCAAAAACGAAGGAGGAACUCGGGGAGCUCUCAGAGCAGUUUUACAAAUACGCUGUCCAAUUGGUUGAAAUGUUGGACAUGUCUGUCCCUGCUGUUGCUAAAUUGAGAAGUCUUUUAGAUAGCCUUCCAAGGGAAGCGUUACCAGAUAUUCUGACAUCAAUUAUCCGAACAAGCAACAAGGAGAAGCUCCAGAUUUUAGACGCUGUGAGCCUAGAGGAGCGCUUCAAGGUGACUAUCCCACUACUUGUCAGACAAAUCGAAGGUCUGAAAUUGCUUCAGAAAACCAGGAAACACAAGCAAGAUGAUGAUAAGCGGGUCAUAGCAAUACGGCCCAUCAGAAGGAUUACACACAUGCCAGGCACUCUGGAAGACGAGGAUGAAGAAGAAGAUAAUGAUGAUAUUGUCUUGCUAGAAAAAAAAAUACGAACAUCGAGUAUGCCAGAGCAAGCACAUAAAGUCUGCGUCAAAGAGAUCAGACGUCUCAAAAAAAUGCCUCAGUCAAUGCCAGAAUAUGCUCUUACAAGGAAUUACUUGGAACUUAUGGUGGAACUUCCUUGGAACAAAAGUACAACUGAUCGUCUGGAUAUUCGGGCUGCCCGAGUUCUUCUGGAUAAUGACCACUAUGCUAUGGAAAAGUUGAAGAAAAGAGUGCUGGAAUAUUUGGCUGUCAGACAGCUGAAGAACAACCUGAAGGGCCCGAUCCUGUGUUUCGUUGGUCCUCCCGGAGUUGGGAAAACAAGUGUAGGAAGAUCGGUGGCUAAGACCCUAGGUCGAGAGUUCCACAGGAUUGCGCUGGGUGGAGUGUGCGAUCAGUCUGAUAUCCGAGGACACAGGCGCACCUAUGUUGGCAGUAUGCCUGGCCGUAUAAUCAAUGGUUUGAAGACUGUUGGAGUUAACAAUCCUGUGUUCUUACUAGAUGAGGUUGACAAAUUGGGAAAAAGUUUACAGGGUGAUCCUGCAUCAGCCCUCCUUGAGGUAUUGGAUCCUGAACAAAACCAUAACUUCACAGAUCAUUAUUUGAAUGUGGCCUUUGACCUGUCCCAAGUUCUUUUUAUAGCUACUGCUAACACCACUGCCACUAUUCCACCUGCCUUGUUAGACAGAAUGGAGAUCAUUCAAGUUCCAGGUUACACGCAGGAGGAGAAGAUCGAGAUUGCCCACAGGCACUUGAUCCCAAAGCAACUGGAACAGCACGGACUGACACCUCAGCAGAUCCAGAUUCCUCAGGUUACUACCCUGGACAUCAUUACCAGGUAUACCAGAGAGGCAGGGGUCCGUUCUCUGGACAGGAAGUUUGGAGCCAUUUGCCGAGCUGUUGCUGUAAAGGUGGCAGAAGGACAGCAUAAGGAAGCCAAGUUGGACCGUUCUGAUGUGACUGACGGAGAAGGUUGCAGAGAAGAUGUCUUAGAAGAUGCAAAACUUGAAUCUGUCAGUGACCCAGCCGACUUGGCUCUACCACCUGAAAUGCCAAUUUUGAUUGAUUUCCAUGCUCUGAAAGACAUCCUUGGGCCCCCCAUGUAUGAAAUGGAGGUAUCUGAGCGUUUGAGUCAGCCAGGAGUGGCAAUAGGUUUGGCUUGGACUCCGUUAGGUGGAGAAAUCAUGUUUGUGGAGGCAAGCCGCAUGGACGGCGAAGGUCAGUUAACUCUGACUGGCCAACUUGGGGAUGUCAUGAAGGAAUCUGCCCAUCUUGCAAUUAGCUGGCUCCGCAGCAACGCAAAGAAGUAUCAUCUGACAAAUGCUUCUGGAAGUUUUGAUCUUCUUGACAACACAGACAUCCAUCUGCACUUCCCAGCUGGAGCUGUCACAAAAGAUGGACCAUCUGCUGGAGUUACCAUAGUAACCUGUCUCGCCUCACUUUUUAGUGGGCGGUUGGUGCGUUCAGAUGUAGCCAUGACUGGAGAAAUUACACUGAGAGGCCUUGUCCUUCCAGUGGGUGGAAUCAAAGACAAAGUGCUGGCAGCGCACAGAGCGGGACUGAAGCAGAUCAUCCUUCCUAAGAGGAAUGAGAAGGACCUUGAAGAAAUCCCAGUAAACGUACGGCAGGAUUUACAUUUCGUCACAGCAGGCUGCCUCGAUGAAGUCCUUAAUGCCGCUUUUGAUGGCGGCUUUACUGUAAAGGCCAGACCUGGUCUCUUAAAUAGUAAAUUAUAG